CGAGUCGGGCCUUCGCCGCGGUCACACACUCCCGGCCUUCGCGCGAUCAGCUGUUUGUGCCUGUCGAGUGACUGACUCUGAGCGGAUCUGGUAUAAGCCGCGCUGCGGUGUGAUGGAGCUGCUAUGUGGCGAGCGGGUGAGCCCGGUGUCGGCGGGCGCGGCGGCGGCGGCGGGGCGCGCGGGGCCGGACCCCGUGCUGCUGCGGCGCCGCGUGCUGGACAACCUGCUCCGCACGGAGGAGCGCUACGCCGUCUCCGCCAACUACUUCGGCUCGGUGCAGCACGAGCUGACGCCGCACAUGCGCCGCCUGGUCGCCGAGUGGAUGCUAGAGGUAUGUGAAGACCAGAACAGCCAAGAGGAGGUGUUUCCGCUGGCCAUGUCGUACCUGGACCGGUUCCUGAGCGUCUGCGCGGUGUCCAAGACCCAGCUGCAGCUGCUGGGGACCGCCUGCCUGCUGCUCGCCUCCAAGCUCCGGGAGCCGGGCGCCGCGGGGCUCCCUGCGGACCUGCUGGUCUUCUACACGGCCAAUAGCAUCACGCUCAACGAUCUAUAUAGUUGGGAGCUGCUGGUGCUGUCGAAGCUGAAGUGGGACGUGGCGGGCGUGACGGCGCACGACUUCCUGCCGCUGCUGCUGACGCGGCUGCCGCUGGGCGCGCUGGUCGACCAGGACAUGGUCACGCGCCACGCCCAGACCUUCAUCUCCCUUGCUGCCCGAGACUACGGGUUCACGCUAUACUCCCCGAGCACGCUGGCGGCGGGCUGCGUGGCGGCGGCGCUGCGGGGGCUGGGGCUCGACGGGCACCUGCCGCGGCUGACCGAGCUCACGCGAGUGGACGCCGACUGCCUGCACACCUGCCUCGACCAGGUCGAGCUCAUGGUGCAGGCCACCAUCGCCGCCGCCGCCCUAAACGAGCAGCGCCCGCCCUGGACCCCGCCCCAGGACAAGCCGCCCGCUAGCGCCGCCACGCCCACCGACGUGCGCGACGUACACUUCUAGUAGUCCGACUACUACGACUGAUACCAAGACUGACAUGUGUUUAGUUAAGGGUGCUUCUAGUCUGCUACAGACGUGGACUCCUGGCGCUGCGGCGUGGCCGAGAAAUUACAAUCUACCUCUUUGUUGUAAGACAGACGCUUCCACCGCGCGGAUAUCAGCACUCCGGGACCAGCAGUUGUUGCAACAUGUUCCGACAUUCGAAUGAACUGAUAUUCUGCUACAUAUUUGUGAUGUUUACUUGUAGUUAAAUACGUUGUUAGGUGUAGUUUAGGGCUAGGUUUGACAUGAAAAUGUGAUUGAAAUUAUGAAUAGACUUGCAACAGAUGGUUGACAAGGUUCGUCUCUAAAUAUUUUUUUAGGAUAUAAAUACAAAAUAUACGUAAGUAAGUAUAUAUAUUUUUCUAAAAUGCACAGUUUUAUAAAAUGUGUAGAGUUGAUUCAAAGAAUUGAACUAUGCGAGCUUCCAUUAUAUAAAUAUGAUUAUUAUAUAUUAUAGCAACAGAGUAAAUACAUUUAGUUUGAAAGUUUAUAAGCAUAGUUUAAAAUUAAGUUCGUAUCCAACAUUAUCGGGGGAAGGCAAUAAAAUACGCUUUUUAAAUUGUAAAAACUAAUAUUAUGUACGUACCUACGUUCUCUCCUAUAUAUCUCCCUUUUCACGAAACCAAUUAAAUAUCUUUAUGACACUAAUAGCAAAUUAUAUGACACUAUAGUGUAUAUUAUGUAUGUAACUAGCUUUAGUUAGAGACGCGAGAUGCUUGUGAGAAAUGGUGGGCUGUAUUUAUUGUUCUAGUACAUACAACUAUUGGUUCCUUAUUGAUAAAACUGGUGAUUCUAGAUAUUGAAUAGCCUAGGUCUAGAUAGUGUGAAGAUUUACUUCAUGUCGUAGUCACUUCCAGUCAUAAUAUGUAAUUUUGUUAAAUAUAGUUGUUAAUAUCGCACUAGCUAGAUAAGAAGAAAAUUGUGGAAAAACAAAAAAUAAUCUGUACUUUAGGUUUUAGUCGAUUAUCGUUCCUAUGACUUACACCACAGGAUUUAAAAUAGAAUAAAGAAGCAUGAUCCACCGUUUACACUGUACUUAACUUAUGUUUCAUUACCAAAAAUUUGUCACUUGUACGAGUGAAAAUAUUUAAAUAUUGUGAUAUUUUAAAACCAUUACAUUCAUAGCUGUUAUAUGGUUCUCCAAACUCUCCUAGAGUGCAAGUCUAGCUCAGGCGAUGCACAUCCUACAAUAGAUAUAUACCUAUGUCUGAGAUAUAAAUAACAAAGUCUAAAUAUCUUCCAUUAUUGUAUAGAGAUAGCAGUUGUACUAUUGAGUACACAAAGUUGAUCUGGGAUAGAUCUAGGUAUGCUUAUGUGGCAGAUAGGUGGUAGCACAUAGCUACGCUAUGCAGGGUGACAAAGAUAUUUUCAUUUUCACCCUGCAUAGAUAUAUUAUUAAUGUGUUUGUAAAUAAAAAUACGUGUAAUAACUAGGAAUAUGCUAAAAGCAUACCGUGCCAUAAGUAAUUUUUAAAAGUAUUUAAAAUGUAAAAGGGAUUUAUCACUACAAACAGUUUCUAUUAUCUAUGCAAGUCACCAUUUAUUUUUGUAAUAAAACAGAUAUAAAAUUUGCUUAUACUUAAGUAUUAUACUGCAAAAACUAUCAUUAGGUAAUCAUUACCUAUAAAUCAUACAAAUUACAUUUGUAUUUACUUAUAUAAGUUUUAUGUAAAUUAUGUGGGAAAAUAUACGCAUUACAAGGUUAGUCUGUAUUGAUAUUGAAUGCUUUUGGCUUGUGGACUGGCAUUUUCAAAAUAGAUUAAGAAAUAAAGUUGUUUAUAAGGAAUCAGAGCUUUGAUUACCCCUUCAGAAUGUUAUUACUUAGUUAGACUGAAUAAAUAUCUUGGGUCAUUGUUUAUUAAUAAUGUUGGGUUCUGAUCGGGUAAAUAAUAAAAUGUACAGUCAGAAUAAAAAAAGUUUAGCUAGUUCAUAUUUUUUAUUUCGACUGUAUGUUAUAUUGCAAAAACAAUGACUAAAGAAAAAGAUAUUUGAUUUCGUGUGAUUCUAAUUGUAAGACUUGUAGGUUAUUGAAUUAUGUGCGUCCGCAACAGGUACCACUUAGGUGUAAAUAUUUUCCAAUUUCCAAAAUAAAUAUAAGUAUGAAAAAGUA
Molecule: messenger RNA, 3145 nt
Organism: Plutella xylostella (diamondback moth)
Lineage: Eukaryota; Metazoa; Arthropoda; Insecta; Lepidoptera; Plutellidae
Product: G1/S-specific cyclin-D3
Source: RefSeq, a predicted model, not a curated record